AUGGCCUACAAACAGAAUCGGCAAACGCGAACCAAGCCCAAUGGAGGGCUCUAUAAAUUGUUGCAGCUGCCGGAGAUCUUCCAAAGCCACGAAAUGGAGCACUGGAUCGGCGGGAUUAUUGGCAUGCUCUGCAUCCUGCAACUCCUACAAGGAAGUCGGAGCACCACAUACGAGGUAAUCGGCGAUGAGAAGACCAUGGACAUCAUUUGCGACGCUGAGGAAGACAAGGGCAAUAUACCGAUUCGACAGGUCCUGGACGUAAGCGGACUGACCUUCGAAGUGGCCGACGAUCUGGAGACUUUGUACUACAACGGCGAUAUCAAGGUGCUGAUGGAUGUGCCAAGUGGAUCAAUUGGCAUGGAGGUCGACGUGUUCCGCUGGGAGCGGAGCCAAUGGCUGCCGACUCCCCUUGCCCUGAAACGGGACAGCUUGUGCAACACCUUGACCAAUCCUCGCGAGCUCUGGUAUCCCCUUUUUAAAAACAUCCCCAAGGAAGAGUUGAUUUGUCCUCCGGGAAAGGGGCACGUCUACACCCUGAGCAACGUGAGCAACCACGAGUUUGUGAGGAACAUGCCCCUCGCGGACAUCGCUGGGGACCUCAAGGCAGUGGUCCACCUGAGCUCCGGGGACCUGAAGACCUGCGUCGUGUUCUUCUUCAAGGUCUACAUCAACUGAGGGGGAGCCGGAGUGGACCCUGACACUGGA
Molecule: messenger RNA, 705 nt
Organism: Drosophila biarmipes
Lineage: Eukaryota; Metazoa; Arthropoda; Insecta; Diptera; Drosophilidae
Exons: 4
Coding region: 1-675 (224 amino acids)
Source: RefSeq, a predicted model, not a curated record